AUGAGUAAGUAUUGUCCAGAAUGUCAAGGAAUAAUUGAUAAUGAAGGAAUAUGUACAAAUUGUGGAUUAGUACUAUAUGAACAAGAAACAUAUGUUAAUGAUAUUAUUAGUACAGAAGGAAGAGUGUUUAAUGGACAACAAGAAAUAAUGAGUAAAGAAGAAAGAAAAGUAAAAAAAUUAGAGAGAUGUGUUGAACAAGUAAUUGAAAGAACUAAAAGUGAAAUUAAUAAGAAUGAUGUUUUAGGAUAUUUAAGAAGACUUGAAGAAAUUGGAUUACUUCAUGGAGGAAGAAAAGGAGAAAUUAUUGUAGCAGCGGUAGUUUAUUUAUUAAGUAGAGAAUAUUCAGACAAAAAAGAAAUAGGAAAUACUAAAGGACAAAUAACAUUUAUUGAAGUUGCUAAAGCAGUUAGAACGCCAGCAAGAGAAAUACUUAAAAUAGCAAGAGAAAUUAAAGAGAAAGAUGAAGAAAUGAAAGAAGUUGAUUUAACGAUGGAUAGUAGUUAUUGUAUUUAUUAUAUUGUUAAUGAAGUAACACCAGCAAAUGUUAGUAAAAAAGAAAAAGAAGAAAUCAUAGAUAUAAUGAAUAUAUGUCAAGGACUUAUUGAAGAAAGUGAAAGUCAAGCAGGAAGAAAAGUAAUGUCAGUAGUAGGAGGAAUAUAUGCUAUUGUAUGUGAAAGUUACCAUAUUAGAAUAGAUAGACAACGAUUAGCAAAUAAAUGUCAAGUAAAAAAUAGUACAAUUGAACAAAGAAUUAGAGAAAUAACAGAGCAAUUAGUAAAAAUUAGUCAUAAGAUGAGUGGAAGUGAAAAUAUUGGAAUAACUAAUUUACCUAGAUAUUUAACAUACAUUAUUGAAACAUGUGUUCCAUUUCUUGAAAGUAUUACUUGUUUUCCAUUAAUGGAACAUCCAAAACAAACAAAAAUGAAAGAACUUGCAAAAAAACGAACUGAACAAAUUGAAGAAAUUAAUAAAAUACUUCAAAAAUACCUAACAAUUCCACAUGAAAUUGAACAAAAGUUUACUCCAGAACAAAUGGUUAUAUCUAGAAUGAUUAAACAAGGUAUGAAUCAAAGUAUAAUUAUUUCAUGUAAAAGUAUUAAUGACUUACGAAGAGAAUUAAAUAUAUUUGAAAGAAGAACUCUUGAAAAAGGAAGAAUCCAAACCGAAUUAAAAAAGUUAAAUGAAGAAAUUAUCACUGAAGAUGAUGACUCUAUUAAUUCAUUUCAUUCUGAUGAACAACACACUGAAGAAAAAAAACCAAAAUUCUCUUCUUUUGACUAA
This is a messenger RNA of Entamoeba histolytica HM-1:IMSS, 1281 nucleotides long. RefSeq lists its product as uncharacterized. The record is from RefSeq and is a predicted model, not a curated record. Bases 1 to 1281 code for a protein of 426 amino acids. Lineage: Eukaryota; Evosea; Mastigamoebida; Endamoebidae. The transcript has a single exon.